Messenger RNA from Peronospora farinosa, 2496 nucleotides. Lineage: Eukaryota; Oomycota; Peronosporomycetes; Peronosporales; Peronosporaceae. The record is from the annotation of a GenBank genome assembly.
AUGCGACUCGGUCUGGAGUCCCUGUCGCCAUUGCAUACAUCUACGAUUCAUCGCUCACCUUCUUCCUCUUCUUCUUCAUCUACUCAUAGUCUUAUUGCUGUCAACGACGACUCUGCAGACGACACUGAGCCCCAAUUUCCUCGUGUUCAAGAACCUUCCGCACUCUUCUAUCGACCAUCACUCUUGGAUCUUUAUUUUACUAAUAGUACCAAUGAGAUCGGUAAUACCGGUAAUACCGGUAAAACCCAACAUCAACAAGAUCAGCAGACCAGCGACAAUAAGAGCAGUGACAUUCUCGAGCUCAAACCAUUCGGGCAUCAGCUGAAUUUCUUCUUUAAUAUGAAAAAUCAAUCCAGAAAACGAGACAAUUCGAGGCUCAGAAGCUUCAAUUGUCGUAGCCGUGUCAGUUCUUCUUCCAACGAUGAGCUCAUGGGUAUAAUCUCUGCUGCUCGUACAAGCAUUUGCGGCAAGACUUUUGACCGUGGUGAGCUGGAAUUUGGACAAGAUCGAGUCCAUAUAACGAUCUGGAAGGACUACAAACCGCAAUGGCAAGGAGAAGUCAAGUACACGCACAUUGUGCGGUUCUGUUUCUCACGAGCUGAUCGUCCGCCAUAUAUCCUGUUACUACAACUGGACAAUGCAAAAAGCAGAUCGGACUUUGCUGCUUUUUACGACCCGAUCUUUGCAAAAGUUUGUGAAGAACAUGACACUAAAGAUCAAGCAAUAUUGAAGCUCUAUGGCAUCGUGUUUUAUUUCGAUGAAGCAAUGGAUUUCAUGCGCUGCCAGAGUAUGGUUGGUAAUAACCCGAGGCUAGCGGCCUUUUUCAGGGAAACAUUGUCAGAGAGUGAGGCACGACAGUAUAGAAGCCUGGACGCACUGAGAGCGCCGCGGUACCUACUGCGGCGCGGGAUGAAAGACAGCUUGUGUUGUGAUACACGAAGUCAUAACUUUGAGGAAAUGAUGGGGAACGGUGCUAGACAGGAACUUGGUGCUGUGAGUAGCAGUGUGACUUCCUUCUUUCGACCUAUAGCGCGGACUUCUGUUUUGGAGAAGGAUGAGAACCCAUCUGUUGUUCAAGACCAUGACAAUUUCGUAAAAGGUCGGACGCUGAAUUUGUUAACUAAAGUAUCACAUCCUGACUUCGAGGAGGAAAAAUUGCCGAUAUCGAUUGUCAACGUUGGUACUGGAAAACAAGAGUGUAGGACAGGUGCUGAAGGCGGUGAAACUAUGGUCAUAACUCGCACACCACGUGAGCAAUUUGGGACUCAAAGCGCAAUUGAUGCUUUAACAUCUUCAUUAAUACAGCAAAGCGAGAUGCAGAGCGAAAAUAUGAAAAGAAAGGAAAGAGCAGCGUCUAGUUGGCGAGAAGAUGAAAGGGUAAAGCGGAGGAGAAUUGAAAGUCGCCGCAACGAAAAAUUACUUGAGUAUCCUUAUGAUGGAUCGGACAAGUUGGGAAGGAUAUCGGUGACGCUCGGUGAUGUUGAUCGCCUCGUCCCCGGAGAGUUCCUGAAUGAUAAUAUCAUCGAUUUCUAUCUCAGAUUUCUCUGGCGGCAUUUGGAUUCGUCACAGCAGCAGAAAAUGUACUUUUUUACCGCACAUUUCUUCUCCCAGUUAAACGGCACCAACGGUGCUCAUGAAUUAUCAACCACUGACCCCGAUGAACGCUUUACUCGAGUGGCUCGCUGGACGCACAAGGAGACGAACCUCUUUGAAAAGCGCUUUUUAUUUAUUCCUAUAAACGACAGUUUCCAUUGGAGCCUUGCCGUGUUUUGUAAUCCAGGCUCAGCCAUUAUUAGAAAACACCGAAAGGUAAGGCGCCGUCGCGUGAUCACGGACGACUGCCGUUUCGACCCGAGAAAGUUAGUGGAUUUGGUGAGUGGCAACGGUGGCAGUAUUAUAGGUGAUGGAAGUUCAGUAGCUCAGGUUUCAGAUGGUAGCCUUAUUGACGAAGAGAUCGAAGAAGAGGAGGUAAAGUCGUCUCAAGAAAAACGGCUGGCAAACCCUCCUUGCCUCUUGUUUCUGGACUCGCUUCGGUGUCACCGUAAAAAAAAGUUUACGAAAAUGUUGCGCAACUAUUUGGAAUGUGAAUAUAAAGCACGUUUCGCUUCCAGUUCUGCUAGCAACGUUUCGGAACCGAAGACUGUAAAUGAUGGAAUGGAUGAGCAGGAGACUGUCGUAACGGCUUUUGAUUUGGAUAGCAUCGGUCUCCUCGAACCCAAUAUCCCUUUGCAAAGCAAUAAUUCGGACUGUGGAGUGUUCCUUCUCAUGUACGCUGUAUCGAUUGUGCGUCGAUUCCCGUCUGGUGUGACUCGUGAAGACCUCGAAAGUAAUCUGACAUCGACACUAACACCGAAUAUGUUCUGUGAUGAACACGUGUUGGAGUUUCGUGAGUAUCUACAGCAACUUUUGUUUUGCCUGCAGUUUUUAGAAAGGCAUGGGCUACCCGAGCAAAACGUAAGGGAGGAGGGACUCGAGUACUUUGCUAUUGACAAGUGA